Molecule: messenger RNA, 357 nt
Organism: Psylliodes chrysocephalus
Lineage: Eukaryota; Metazoa; Arthropoda; Insecta; Coleoptera; Chrysomelidae
Source: the annotation of a GenBank genome assembly
AUGGAACCCGUAGCAAAUAUACUUCAAAUGAAAACACUUGAUAUAGUUAAAGCCAACGAGCCUAUUCAAACUAUUGUUGAAAUGCUAAGAUAUUAUCGGAAGAAUGCGGAGAACGUAAAGGCUGAAAUUUUAAAAGAAGCAGGCGAUAUAGCAAAGCCUUUGAAUGUUGAUAUAAUUGUCGCUCGUAUUGCUGGCCGACAAAACUCAGGCGACUUUUGGAAAAGAUCUCUCAUAACUCCUUACUUUGAUUCAAUCAUUGGAUCUCUACAAUUAAGAUUUUCCACAGAAAAAUCACCUGCAUUUUCUUUAACCCAUUUUCAUCCGGGUAACAUGAAAUAUGUUUCAUUGGAAGAAUGA